UGCCUGCCCGCGCCCGAGCGCCAGCUCAGCGUGCCCCUGCCCGGCGGCGCCAACGGCGACGUGCAGCAAGUUGGCGUGAUCAGGUGUCCAAUAUGCCGCCAAGAAUGCAGACAAAUUGACCUUGUGGACAACUACUUUGUGAAGGACACAUCAGAAGCACCGAGUAGCUCUGAUGAAAAGUCAGAACAGGUGUGUACCAGUUGUGAAGAUAAUUCUAGUGCUGUUGGUUUUUGUGUGGAGUGUGGGGAAUGGCUGUGCAAGACGUGCAUAGAAGCUCAUCAGCGAGUAAAAUUUACGAAAGAUCAUAUGAUCAGAAAGAAAGAGGAUGUCUCUUCAGAGGCCGUGGGAGCAUCCGGUCAGCGUCCUGUUUUCUGUCCUGUCCACAAACAAGAACAGUUAAAACUUUUCUGUGAAACAUGUGACAGACUGACAUGCAGAGACUGUCAGUUAUUGGAACACAAAGAACACAGGUAUCAGUUUUUGGAAGAAGCAUUUCAGAAUCAGAAAGGUGCAAUUGAGAAUCUGCUAGCCAAACUUCUUGAAAAGAAGAAUUAUGUUAAUUUUGCAGCUACUCAAGUCCAGAAUAGGAUAAAAGAAGUAAAUGAAACUAAUAAACGAGUAGAACAAGAAAUCAAAGUGGCCAUUUUCACCCUCAUCAAUGAGAUCAAUAAAAAGGGAAAAUCUCUCUUACAGCAGCUUGAGAAUGUGACAAAGGAGAGACAGAUGAAGUUAAUACAGCAGCAGAAUGACAUAACUGGUCUUUCACGGCAGGUGAAGCAUGUGAUGAACUUUACUAAUUGGGCCAUUGCAAGUGGCAGUAGCACUGCACUACUCUACAGCAAGCGACUGAUUACAUUCCAGUUGCGCCAUAUUUUAAAGGCACGUUGUGAUCCUGUCCCGGCUGCCAACGGAGCAAUACGCUUCCAUUGUGACCCCACAUUCUGGGCAAAGAACGUUGUCAAUUUAGGUAAUCUUGUUAUUGAAAAUAAACCAUCUCCUGGUUACACUCCAAAUGUGGUCGUUGGACAGGCUCCUCCAGGAACAAAUCACAUCAACAAAGCCCCAGGACAAAUUAAUCUAGCACAGCUUCGGCUUCAGCAUAUGCAGCAGCAGGUGUAUGCACAAAAACAUCAGCAGUUGCAACAAAUGAGAAUGGGACAACCAGCUGGCCCAGUCCCUAGGCAGACAGGCCCUCAAAUGUUACAGCAACAGCCUCCCAGGUUGAUCAGCAUGCAGACCAUGCAGAGGGGGAACAUGAACUGCGGGGCUUUCCAAGCGCACCAGAUGAGAAUGGCUCAGAACGCUGCACGCAUACCGGGAAUACCGCGCCACAAUGGACCACAGUACUCCAUGAUGCAGCCUCAUCUUCAAAGACAACAUUCUAAUCCAGGGCAUGCAGGACCUUUUCCAGUUGUUUCAGUGCACAACAACACUAUCAAUCCAACCAGUCCUACAACAGCUACAAUGGCAAAUGCAAACCGUGGUCCAACAAGUCCAUCUGUUACAGCAAUAGAACUCAUUCCUUCAGUGACAAAUCCAGAGAAUCUCCCUUCCCUGCCAGAUAUCCCACCCAUUCAGCUGGAAGAUGCUGGAUCAAGUAGCUUGGAUAACCUACUCAGCAGGUACAUCUCAGGCAGUCACCUACCCCCUCAGCCAACAAGCACCAUGAACCCUUCCCCGGGGCCCUCAGCCCUGUCUCCAGGAUCGUCAGGUUUAUCCAAUUCCCACACCCCAGUGAGGCCACCUAGCACCUCUAGCACAGGCAGCAGGGGGAGCUGUGGUUCAUCAGGCAGAACUGCUGAGAAGACGGGCAUUAAUUUCAAGUCUGACCAGGUGAAAGUCAAGCAGGAGCCUGGGACAGAGGAAGAGAUAUGUAGUUUCUCAGGAGCAGUGAAGCAAGAAAAAACAGAGGAUGGCAGAAGAAGCGCGUGCAUGCUUAGCAGUCCCGAGAGCAGCUUGACACCACCUCUGUCUGCAAACUUGCAUCUGGAAAGCGAGUUGGAAGCUUUGGGGAGUCUUGAAAAUCAUGUAAAAGCUGAACCAGCAGAUUUAAGUGAAAGCUGCAAGCAAUCUGGGCACAGUCUGGUAAACGGGAAAUCUCCAGUAAGAAGUCUAAUGCAUCGAUCAGCACGAGUGGGAGAAGGCAACAACAAGGAGGAUGAUCCAAAUGAAGAUUGGUGUGCUGUAUGCCAAAAUGGAGGGGAUCUCUUAUGUUGCGAAAAGUGCCCAAAGGUGUUUCACCUCACUUGUCACGUACCGACACUUCUCAGCUUCCCCAGUGGGGAGUGGAUAUGUACGUUCUGCAGAGAUCUAAGCAAACCUGAAGUAGAAUAUGAUUGUGACAAUUUGCAACAUAGUAAGAAGGGGAAAACAGCACAAGGCUUAAGUCCGGUGGACCAAAGGAAAUGUGAACGUCUCCUGCUUUACUUAUAUUGCCAUGAGCUGAGCAUUGAAUUCCAAGAGCCAGUCCCCGCCUCGAUACCAAACUACUAUAAAAUUAUAAAGAAACCAAUGGAUUUAUCAACGGUGAAAAAGAAGCUGCAGAAGAAACAUUCCCAACACUACCAAACUCCCGAGGAUUUUGUGGCAGAUGUCCGGCUGAUCUUCAAGAACUGUGAAAGGUUUAACGAAAUGAUGAAAGUUGUUCAAGUUUAUGCAGAAACACAAGAGAUUAAUUUGAAGGCUGAUUCAGAAGUAGCACAGGCAGGGAAGGCAGUUGCAUUGUACUUUGAAGAUAAACUUACAGAGAUCUACCCAGACAGGACCUUCCAACCUUUGCCUGAGUUUGAACAGGAAGAGGACGAUGGUGAAAUAACUGAGGACUCCGAUGAAGAUUUUAUACAGCCACGUAGAAAACGUCUAAAAUCAGAUGAGAGACCAGUGCAUAUAAAGUAAUCUGAUAAUAUGGACCUAAACUUAUUGUAAAAACUGUUAUUUAAGUGUUCCCGGAAUAAUAUCAUGCCUACAGUGGCCAUCUUGAAGAAGCUGGUAGCUUUUAGACAGUAUUAGAUUACAAAGCAACAUUUGUACAGAAAAACAUUCUUGUCAACAUGGGGAAAACCUGUAUUGUAUUUUUGGGGGAUUUUUUUUUUUUGGUUUUUGGAUUACUUGGAAUUUCCUUUUCUUUUCCUGAUGAUGAUUCUCUCUCGGCCUGUUCUCACAGAUAGAGGUGCGUGAAUGUUGAGAAAGAUGCAGACUUGAUAAGGCACUCCUUGUACAGAUAAGUGGACUGUUGCACUGCUUAAUAAAUUUUCUGCAAGACUGGACCAGUAUGGUUACUCUCACGCUGGACUGCAGUCUAAACUGUAAGAAGUGUGGCCAGCAAUCCCCCCCUUGUGUGAAAUGGAGUGCGAAUUAGAUCAUUUAUUUGAUCAACUUCUCAUUUAAAUGGUAUUGUGAGUAACUGACCUUCUGUGUUGAUCCAGAUAUCUAGAGUACGCCUUCUUUCCAGCAUUUUAUGUACAGAAACAUCACAAAAGAUCAUUAAACCAUUCUGACUUGGCAAGUGCAGCAGUGUGAAUUCUUAAUACGUACAGGACUAGGUCUGGCUGUAACCGUUGCUUCUCGGUAGGGUCCGUUUAUAAGUAUUAAUGGAGUCCAACGUAUGGACCAUGUACACAUACGUCUUUUUUGGAAUUCGUAGGAUUUUUUGUCUCUUCCUAAUCCCCCUGAGAGGCAGAAUGUAUUCAAUAUUUGUUACCUAGAUUUCUGUACUUACAAAUUUAGACUGAGAAGGUAAUAACUGGUGGUUUUCCAGUCUUCCUAAAUAUCAGUUUCUGAGAGACCACUAUUGGCAAACAAUAACCUGUUGACUACCAAAUGUGUAAAAUUUCCUGUAUUCACUUUGUCUUAUUUGUAAAUAGUGGAUUGAAAAUUCCUGCAGAUCAGCAACAUUUGUUGAGCUGUUUUUAAGCUAAUGUGUAUUCUUACUAAUUGUUCCUAUCAAGAACAGAUUUGUAAUAUAUGCUAUUUCUAACAUUGCAUUCAUAUGGAGGUUCUAUCUUAUUUUUAUUAGAGAACUACUCAAAACUUUCUUCGGAAGCAGCUUAUGAGUGAAAUGUCUAGAAAGAUUGGAAGAAACCUGUUGGGACUGGGUUACUUACCCUCCAUGACAUGGAGUUACUUGCACAGACCACAAUUUGAAAUAGAGCGGCUUCUGGUCAGAUGUUGAAAACAGAUCAGUCCCCAGCCAAACUCCGUAUGAAGUGGGCAUCUCUGCAAUGCCUUUCCACAGCACACUGCCUUGUUUGCAGCAUUUGUGGGUAGAGAUGCCUUCUUGACAAAGUAGUUAAACUUUGGACAGCUAGGUUUCCUCCUCUUACUGGCCUGCUCUUUAAGGACUAGCACCGAGAAGUGGAAUUUCUAGCCCUUGUACAGUCUUCUGUUGGAACAAGAUGAAAAAGUCCUGUGUAAAGAGACAAGAUCAAGGUGCCCAAAAUGCAGAUUUGCCAUGACAUUUUGUGUGAAUGAAACAUGAAUGUGGCAAAUCGUCAAGGGUUCUUGGGUUUUUUUUCAUUUUUUCUUUUCAGCAUGAGAAACUAUUCAUAGCAUAUAAAGAAAGAUUUGACUUAACCAUAUGAUAGAGGUAAAUAUUUUAGCACAAAAUCUAUUGAAUCAACAAAUGAUGCUCUUAAGAAAUCUUUAUGCAAAUCACUUAGGUUAAUUUUGUUUUUAUACAGUCCAAAUAUGACUGCAUACAGCAUGUGACUAAAUCCUUUCUUAAACCACAGAAAGGGAUUGAAGGUGUGCUUACCGCUUUGGCUCACUUCCUUAGGUUACCUUAAACAUUGCACUUAAAGGAUCAAACAGAAUUUUGAUUUUGUCUUUACUUUCAAGUGGUAAUGUUUUUCCAAAGGAUUUUGUCCAGUAAAUUUUAAUCAUAAAUAGUUUGCAUCCAAAUCAAAAAGAAUGGCUAAUUUGAAAACAUGCCAGUGUCUGUUCUUAGAGAAGCAUGAGUGGGGUGAAUGGGAAGUUCUGAUCUGUAAGUAAAAUUGGAUUAUUUAAUGACUGUACACUCGUGACCUGUUCAUGCAUUUCUAGAUUCUCUCUUUAACUUUGCCAAUUUGAGCGGAAUUUGUACUAUUAAAAAUACAGUGGGCAAGAUUGAGUUCUCUUCAGUUGGGCUUGCUAGUUUUUAUGGCACGUGUAAGCUCUCUAAUUUCUGCAGAUGUUGUUUUAAAAUGUUAAGACUUGUCCUGCCCAGGCUGAUUCUGCUCCCCUGUAACAGGUAGGAAAUUCACUCUGGUCGAGGCAUUUUGUAAACUUGUAAACUAGCCUUUAUUCCAUUAGUGAGUCUGAAACCCCAGCUGUGAUCCUGGUUACAGGUGAGGCUUUUUUCUUGCACAUUACCCCGAAAACUUCCUUUCUUGUCUUCAGAAUACAAUAAAGAUUACCACUUACGUGAAAUCUCAAGGCGCGUGCAAGAAAUCUGAAGUGUUUCCCUUAACAUCUGUGUACAAAGAAAUGAGUGAGACUAGUGUGUCCAAGUGGAUUUUCAUUGUUGUUCGGUUGGUUGUUCCCUUUUGGAAAUCCAAAUCUGAUAAUCCGGUAGCUGUUCAUAGUUAGCUAGGGUCCAUCCAAGCAAGAUCCUAAAAGAUGUUUCAACUACAUUGAUGUGCUGCUUUCCCCCUUAGACCAUGGACGUAAAUCGAUCUUAGGAACUGGUCGGUUUGCUCAGCCAAAACAGCUUUUGUGCCAUGUUGCAUCUAUUUGACUCAAUAGCAAAGUAAUUGUUUUUGUAUCAGUGGCGUGACGCGUUGGUUGCAGCGGCUUCUGGCUGGCAAUUGGUAACAGUUGAGGGAUGUUGGGAUGGAAAACGUGCCGUAUGGCAGGGGAGAGCCUUGUUGCAGAGGGCAGGCAUGUCACAUGGUUUCUCUGCACAGCUGCCAUGUCCCAGCGUGAUAGCAAGAAGUUAAGUCUGGUGCUUGAUGCAAUUAAAUGCUUUGAUUUGAAACUCUCUUGUUAA
This is a messenger RNA of Gavialis gangeticus (Gharial), 5965 nucleotides long. RefSeq names its product tripartite motif containing 33 (gene TRIM33). The record is from RefSeq and is a predicted model, not a curated record. Gene Ontology annotation, molecular function: zinc ion binding; protein binding. The transcript has 20 exons. The annotation marks the transcript as partial. Lineage: Eukaryota; Metazoa; Chordata; Crocodylia; Gavialidae.